Molecule: messenger RNA, 1039 nt
Organism: Fusarium odoratissimum NRRL 54006
Lineage: Eukaryota; Fungi; Ascomycota; Sordariomycetes; Hypocreales; Nectriaceae
Exons: 3
Coding region: 1-966 (321 amino acids)
Source: RefSeq, a predicted model, not a curated record
AUGUCCCAAUACGCCACCACAGCAAGGACCCUCUCCAGAGCCCCUCUCGCAGGAAAGGCCUUCUCCCCCGCCCUUCCAACUCUGGGUAGGGCAGCACCCCCAUACCAAUCCAAGUGGAAGCGAACAGCUCCUGUGCCGCUUUCGGGAGAAAACUUCCUCGAUGUUCUGUUUAACCGGACACCAGUGAUCAAGCAGCCUGGCUUCCUUGGCCGUGAGGAAUGCUUUGCUCAUGAGAAAGCGUUGAGUCAUAGGAUUGCGCCGUAUAGGUAUUACACUGGACCUCUUUUGCAGAGGGUUGGUUGUGCGCAGUUUGAGUACCAGGCGCAAGCUGCUGCUGACUUUGAGAACCGCAAGAAUGAGAAGGAAGAAUACUUCAAGGUUGCACAGUCUCUGAGUGGUCUCCAUCAAGAAGUUGCAGACCAGACUGGAGUCAAUGCCUGGGAGAAGGUUAUAGGAACGCUCCGUGCCCUUCUGCCGGAUUAUGAGAUCGUUCGUGCAUCAGAAGGGCCGGGGAAAACAUACUUCUCCGGCAACUUUCGUGCUCUAAACGACUCAACUUGCCUUCACUGUGACUGGACACCGUAUGAUGCCGCUACUGAGGACUGGAUUAUCAAUCAGGUCACUCACCAGGCCGUUUUCAACUUGUACAUGGCACCCGUAAAAGGUGGCAGGACUUGGGUGCACGACGUUGAGUGGAGUGAAGAGUGCCUCAACUUUAGGGAUCCUGAUACUUACGGCUAUCGUGAUGAGAUUAUUCAUGGCCGCCAGAACGUUGUUGUCAAACCCGAAGUUGGUGAUCUGUGGUUCUUCAACUCAAGGAACAUGCAUCAGGUUGAAAAGGUAGAGCCAGAGCCUUGUCCCGAGCUUGGCCUGCCGUACAGACCACGACUAUGCCUUAGCAGCUUCAUUGGACUUCUACCUGAGCACAAGACUGGAGGCCGUCCUCGUUUGAUACUGUGGUCGUGAAGUCUUAAAGUCAGGGAGUAAGUUGAGGGCCUAGAUAGUAUUGAUACUAGUGAAUUAUUAGACCGUUUUGAUG